GUGGUCAACGGCUAAGCGAGUCGCGGACGCGAGUCCGCCCGCCUUCGAGGGAACCAGAGAAGUCGCCGCCUCGGUCGAGCCUACCGCCGGAGGACUUGCCAGGUCGGCCCGCUCUUCGUCUUCGUUCCAUUCCAUUCCGAGCCCGGUCCGCUCUCCCCUUCACCGCCGAUCUUGUCCGUAUCCCCACCACCGGCGGCGGCAACCGGUUUCGCGCCGGUGGCGCCGCGCACCCCGCCAUCUUUGAACGGUCCAUCGUAUUCGAGUCGCGGUACGGGGAGGUCGACGGUAACCCCCGCCGGCCCGAUAUUUGCUUAUCGAGGACGAGUUACGAUUAUUAAUACGGAUUUUUAACCCUUUGGACGGGGUGCUGCAGCGUUUUCAUUGUUUUUUAUUCGUCGAGAUUCUUAUCGGUUGAGUAUUUGUGAGCUUCGAUUGGUAACGAACGCGCAGGGAGAGUGAUGCAACGUGAUCCGGCCGGGCUUUGUUAGAUGGCACUGAGGUGAAAGGCCUGCGUGUUCGAACCUGUUCGGACCUGUAUUCAGGAUUUCGUACGUGUCGCGUAUGGUUGAAAAAUUAUCUGAGAUUGCAAAAGUGAAGAAUAUUGACUGUUAAAAUGGCUGUGACGAGCCGAGUAUCUUUUGUAUUCUCGUCCAUUUUGACAGUCCUCCUCUUUUCUGGGAUGCAGAUGUAUAAAGGAUGGCUUACGUCGUCUCAAUUGCAUAUCGUCUUUGGAGGAUACAUCGGCUCGCUACUCUUUAUCUUUGUUUUAACGGCCUUAGGCAAUUUGGAGGCAUCCGUUUUUGGGAAGUCGUUUCAAGCCAAAUUUUUUCCAGAAGUGUUUAUUUCCCUCGUCGUAUCGCUCUUCGCAGCAGGACUGGUUCAUCGAAUUGCUACGACAACGUGUUUCCUCUUCAGUGCGGUAGCUCUGUACUAUGUUAAUCGAAUUUCACAAGAAACUUAUUGCGUUUCGGUACCGACGACUGUAAUACAUUCAAAGAAGAAAAAGUGAGAAAGAUUAUGAACAGUGAAUAGAAUGUUAUAUAAUUCAUAUGAGUUCCAAUGGUUUAUAAAGAGGAACGCAAUUUUUGUAUGGUUUAAAAUAAUGGUGCGAAAGACAUUUUUUAUACAAGUGUGAUUGCACUCGAGAAAGAUAUGUAAUUAUAUCGUCAGUUGUGACUGAUUAUAUUAGGAAAAUAUUUCCAUAAUGGGAAAGAAUAAUAUAUUGUAUUUCGUAGAACCUUUAUUUGGACUUACGGUACAGCUCA
This is a messenger RNA of Orussus abietinus, 1265 nucleotides long. RefSeq names its product protein KRTCAP2 homolog. The transcript has 3 exons. NCBI's taxonomy places the organism in Eukaryota, Metazoa, Arthropoda, Insecta, Hymenoptera, Orussidae. The record is from RefSeq and is a predicted model, not a curated record. The coding region runs from base 614 to 1009 and encodes 131 amino acids.